CAGGCUGACGGCUGCUGGAAUGACAGGGGGGGGUGUUCUGGUUCUAUAUAAAGCAGUGAUGGACUCAGCCAGGGGCCACAGGGACCCACAGCCUCAGCUGGACAUUAAUCAUGGGAACCAUCAUCUCACAGAUCUUCUCCAGGUUCACCUCCAAGUUUCCUGUCAGGAUUUUAAUGGUGGGUCUGGAUGCUGCAGGGAAAACCUCUCUGCUGUACAGACUGAAGCUGGGUGAGGUGGUCACCACCAUCCCCACCAUCGGUUUCAACGUGGAGACGGUGGAAUAUAAAAACAUCAGUUUUACUGUUUGGGACGUCGGUGGUCAGUCCGUCAUCAGACCGCUGUGGAGACAUUACUACACCAAUUCUCAGGGUCUAAUUUUUGUGGUGGACAGCAACGACCCUCAGAGGAUUAAAGAAGCAGCAGAGAACCUGCACAUGCAGUUGGACGAGGACCAACUGGCUGGAGUCCCUGUACUCAUCUUUGCCAACAAACAGGAUUUGCCACAAGCCAUGUCGGUCAGUGACAUCACAGAGGCUCUGAACCUAUCAGAAGUGCAGCAACCGGUAGGUACUUCCUGUGCUUAG
This is a messenger RNA of Cyprinodon variegatus (sheepshead minnow), 584 nucleotides long. RefSeq names its product ADP ribosylation factor 4 (gene arf4). NCBI's taxonomy places the organism in Eukaryota, Metazoa, Chordata, Actinopteri, Cyprinodontiformes, Cyprinodontidae. The transcript has 5 exons. The coding region runs from base 111 to 584 and encodes 157 amino acids. Gene Ontology annotation, cellular component: cytoplasm; plasma membrane. Gene Ontology annotation, biological process: intracellular protein transport; vesicle-mediated transport. Gene Ontology annotation, molecular function: GTP binding; GTPase activity. The record is from RefSeq and is a predicted model, not a curated record.